Molecule: messenger RNA, 1050 nt
Organism: Gamsiella multidivaricata
Lineage: Eukaryota; Fungi; Mortierellomycota; Mortierellomycetes; Mortierellales; Mortierellaceae
Exons: 1
Coding region: 348-626 (92 amino acids)
Source: RefSeq, a predicted model, not a curated record
CAGCCAUUACUUUAUUCUCACACUGCGGGUAGUCUAUGUACGAAGGAGGAUUCCUAUCGAAAUCGGCAGGUCGGUAGCACUUAUGCAAAUUUCCCAAUCAGAUUCCUGCUCCGCUGUCCCAGCUUGCUUCCUUUCAUUGCGAUAACCUGAGGUUAUCUGAAAGACAUGUUGGUCUGAGGAAUUUUAGUUCUUGAUGCCCGCAGAAUGACGUACUGGAUGUGCCCUCCCCCUAGUGUUAGUUCGUUCAUGUCUCCAUGAUGCAGAUGAGAGUAGGUCUUUAAGGGCCUAAAAGGUUGCCCUAAUUCCGAAUUCCCUAUGCUACUGCGCUUCUGGAUCACAAGGCCGAGAUGGUUGGAAUGGGAGCGCUAACGCUUGGAAUCCAACCCCUAGAAGCAUGUUGCUGGGUGAGUUUCUGGCGGGGCCCCAUGUCCGAGAUGGUUCGCGCAAAGAUGGGAAGGAGGUUCCGCCGUUUUACUCUCCUGCCGAGAACCCCCUCCGGGCCCGACAUUGUGUUUGUGCUGCGUUUUUCAAGACUGUGUGGUUAUUGUCUUGUGUUUCGUGCAGCUAAAGUUGCGGUCUUUCAUGAGCAGCGAGCAAACCCUGGUCGCGACCGAAUGUCACCUUGAACGAACUUGUGCAGCGCAAGAAGAGGACCCCUCUCUCCUCCUCCCCCAACGGAUUCUGCUCAGGGUCGACACGGACAACUUUAGUAACCUCUUCCUAGAAGAACACGUGCAGAUACUGAAUCUCCUCAAGCGCAUUCAUGAGAAAAUGGAUGAAGAUGAGUACCAAGCAAAGAAAGUCCCGCAUGGAUCUGACCAGCGUCCCUCUUCAGUGACGGUCUGAUAAAAAAAAACCCACUCGGAGUGGGGUUUUCAUCCACCUUUAGGUGCUUGGAAUAAAUGUUUGCGAAUCAAGAAACCUAUUGGUCCGAGGGCAGCAUAGUCUGUGCGACCGACAACAAAACAAAUAUCCAUGUCCCUCCCUAGACUUUGUGACCGAAAACUGAGCCUUCAAGCUUUUUUUUUUUUCAUCGACAAUUCGACAAUG